Messenger RNA from Sceloporus undulatus (fence lizard), 1442 nucleotides. RefSeq names its product ribosome biogenesis regulator 1 homolog (gene RRS1). Gene Ontology annotation, biological process: ribosome biogenesis; ribosomal large subunit export from nucleus; endonucleolytic cleavage in ITS1 to separate SSU-rRNA from 5.8S rRNA and LSU-rRNA from tricistronic rRNA transcript (SSU-rRNA, 5.8S rRNA, LSU-rRNA). The record is from RefSeq and is a predicted model, not a curated record. The coding region runs from base 47 to 1240 and encodes 397 amino acids. Gene Ontology annotation, molecular function: protein binding. Gene Ontology annotation, cellular component: preribosome, large subunit precursor; nucleolus; nucleus. The transcript has a single exon. Lineage: Eukaryota; Metazoa; Chordata; Lepidosauria; Squamata; Phrynosomatidae.
UUUGCGCCGGAAGCAGUGAGGCGCAGUGUCCCGCACGUGUGCUAACAUGGCGGCGGCCGUGCCGGUGGAGGAGCUCCUGGCCCGGGCCGAGGCGGCGGAGGCGGCGGGGGCCCUCCCUCGCAGCGUUUCGGUGCAGAAGGAGCUGGAGCUGGAGUUCGACGAGGGCAACCUGCUGGCGGUGGAUAGGAACCCUGCUCCGCGAGGCCUGGCUCGAGAAGGAGCCCUGAAGGAGGAGAGGGAGAAGGAGAGGGAGUCGCUCCUCCGCUCCUUGGCCCGCGACAACGCGCAGCUGCUGGUGGCCCAGCUGUGGGCGCUUCCCUCGGAGCGGGCCGAGGCCGGGGCGGGCCCAGUGGUGGCUCGGUUGCCGGAGCCUUCGACCAAGCUGCCCAGGGAGAAGCCCCUGCCCAAGCCCCGGCCGCCCACCCGCUGGGAGCAGUUCGCCCGCCUCAAGGGCAUCCGCCCCACCAGGAAGAAGCGCGGGGGCUCCCUGGUGUGGGACGAGGGGGCCAAGGAGUGGCGCAGGCGAUGGGGGUACAAGAGGGCCGGAGGCGACAACGACCCCAAGCGGCCCCAGUGGCUCCUCGAGGUCCCCGCCUCGGCCGACCCGAUGCAGGACCAGUUUGCCCGCAGGAAGGAGGAGAAGCGGGAGCGCGUGGCCCGCAACGAGUUCAACAGGCUCCGCAACCUGGCGCGCGCCCAGAGGGGCCUCGGCGGCAGCAGCGCCAACAGCUCCGGAAAGGGUCCUAGCAGUCGUAACGGUCGCGUCGCACGGCCGGGAGCGGAGCUUCACCCGACGGGACACCAAGACCGGGCAGAGCUGGGCCACGUCACCUCCCUGGCCCGCCUCUCCACCGCCUCCAGGGGACGCUUCCAGCCCCGCUUGCCCAAGGAGCCCCCCAUCAGCACCGUCAGGGAAAAGAAGCAGAAGCGGCGCUUCGCUCCCCUGGUGGGAGACCUCGAAGGGGAGAAGAGGCGGCAGCUGGAGCUGGCCCGGAGCCUAGGGAGCAAGAAGCCGCCCCUGGACCUCACCCGCGCCGUCAACAAACAGCUCCGGGAGGAAGAGGCCGAGGCUGGAGCAAGGGCCAAAGGGAAGAAGCGCGGCCAGAGAGGGAAGAGGGGCCGACGGCAGCAGCAGAGGCCCGGAGGAGCCAAAGGGAGGAAAGGAGGAGCAGCGUCCCGAAAAGGAGGCCAAGGGAGGCCUGGAAACACCGGUGGAGGUGGCAAGAGGAGGACGAAAUGAGCCCCCUUCCCGCCACCCUAGGAGUGCAAAGGCCGAGGGGGAAAUGGCAGCACCUCUCCCCAUCUUUUCCCUAUGCAUGCUGCAUCCACACUGGAGGAAUAACCCAGUUUGGGACUGUUUUUCAGCAUCCUCGCUCAAGGCUAUGGAAUUCUGGGAGUUGGAGUUUGUUGUGGGCCCCAUAACAGAGCUCCGCUGUACUCUG